GUGUAUCAAACCAACCACACCACAGCCUUCAAUUGAUUGAUUGAUUGAUCACUGCAUAGCCACUUCACUCCAUCCAUAUGGUGCAUCAUUCACCAUAUAUAAAUCAUCAUCGAUUGUGCUAUCCAAAUAUGUGAAUAAAGUAUAUCAAGGUUUCAGUGUUCAACAUUGCUACAGUACAGUGCACCAUCAGAUACUCAUAUUAACUUGCUUACCUGCACCCCUCUCACCCCACCACGGUGCUACCUUCCACUGUCCAUCAUUCGUGAUAACAACCUUUACAUUUGUCCAAAUCUUGGUAGGACUCUAUCACAAUGGCCAAAAAAUCGAAGAGCUCUAUUCCGAACCCACCUCGAAGUAUUUCUGACGACUCCAGCAAUGACGAUGGAGCUCCCAUUUAUACACCACCCGAAACUGAGUCUAACGAUGGUCCUUCAACCUCAGCUCAUGUUCCGGACGCAAACCAUCUCCACGACGUAAUUACAGGACUUCAAAAUAUCAACCUUGCGCAAGAUAAAGCUGGUCAGCUGGAGCAAGAGUCAGACAAGGAUAUCUCUACGAGUAAAAAGAAGAAGCGCGGACUUCGAAUUCGGCUUUCAGGCAAAAAACUAGUUCCCGCAGAUAUCGCUGCCAGUAAUGUCACUGUUUCCCUCCAGAACCUUGCAGUUUCCGACAAAGAUACAAGCAAUUUGGAGCUAGAGAAGAUCAACCAAAAAGCUGCAAAGAAAAGAAGGAGGAAGGAGAGGAGACGCAAGGCUCGACAGGCUGAAGAGGAAGAGAAAACCCAAAGUGAACUAUCCAACUACAAAUGGUUCAAAAACGCGGGAUGGAAAGACAUGAAAGAUUUCAUGACAGGUCAUGGUUUUAAAUGGGGCGAUGCUGAUGAUUAUGCUGCGGCAAGUGAGUUGAUUAAGAGACUCAAGGAGGAUCAAGGUUUCGAGGAACAUGCCGAACCAGAACCACCAAAGAAAGAAGUAAUCAAGGAUGCUUCAGUCAAGGCAAAGAUUGCCAAGACCAAGAAGAAAACUGUAGUCGGCUUGUGGGCAGAUUACUUCGGGAAUGAAACUCAGCUUGCAAACUGGCAAAGACUUUGCGUCGAUGUUGGCAUGGAAGAGAUACCUACUAGUAUUACCAAGUGUCGCAAGGCUUUAGGAAAAGUCUGGGUUAACAUCUACGAUUUCCUCGAUGCCAAAGCUGAAGGCAAACCAGUUAAGAAGUACUCUAGCGAACGUGAGCUUGCUAAAUAUACAAUGAAAUCUGGCAAGAUUUAUCCAAAGGUUAAGGCUAAGGAAGGCGGUCCUGUUAGAGCUCUGUUGGCGCACAUUUUCGGACACUAGGAACAGAUCUAUUCAGGUUCUCGAGGUGUCAUUUUUUGACAUGUUACGCAAGGAUGACUUUAUGAGCAAAUUGAUGACAUUAGGAAAUUUGAUUUUACAGUUGGGAUAUCAGGGUUUGGGAUAGUAUGGAUGACUGGGAUAAUCAUAGCGUGUUGGCAUGGGAUUUGUAUUGCGUUCAUCAUAUUGCGUUUGGGCGGGAUAGUAAUGGUCUGGAGUGUGGAUAGCUGCAUAUACGACGCAUACACAAGCAUUUUGCA
Messenger RNA from Botrytis cinerea B05.10, 1591 nucleotides. RefSeq lists its product as hypothetical. The record is from RefSeq and is a predicted model, not a curated record. The transcript has 2 exons. Lineage: Eukaryota; Fungi; Ascomycota; Leotiomycetes; Helotiales; Sclerotiniaceae. Bases 312 to 1334 code for a protein of 340 amino acids.